GCUUCGGUCCGGACUUUGACAGACCUGCGCGCAUCCGACGGGUCAACCUUGUGGCGCUUUGCGCGCGCAGGUGUCGUCCGGGUAUUUUAAUUCAGGGGGCGGAGUUUUCCUGACGUGGAAACAUCCGGAUUCCUCGAAGUUGUGCGCGCGCACUGAGUUGUGUUGGAGCUCGUUCGGGUCGGCGCGCUUCGUGGUACACCGCGAGUGAUCGACCGCUCCUCCCCCCUGUCCGGAAGUGUGACGCUGCUCCGGUAUUCACCUGUAAGUCGGGUAAUGACGUCAUAAACCAGGAAAGAGUGUCCGUCCGCGAGCUGUUGGUAGCGUCGCGAGCCGGUGGUGGGCAUGGCCGCGUGCGCGGAGCAGCUGGCAGACAUAGAACUUCAGAGGGAGGAGGAGGAGCAGAGGAAGGUUCCCAUCACUGCGGAUGACCCGUCCAACCCGUUCUACGAUGUGGCUCGGCACGGCAUCAUCCAGGUGUCAGGAGACGACCUUUUCGGCAGGAAACAGAUCGUCUUCAGCAGCUGCCGACUCCCUCCGUCCCACCAGCUGGACCACCGCCGCCUGCUCCAGUUCCUGAAGUUCACGUUGGACCAGUACGUGGAGAUGGACUACAUCCUGGUCUACUUCCACUGCGGCCUGAGGAGCAGCAACAAGCCGUCAGUCAAAUGGCUGAGGGAGGCGUACGGCGAGUUUGACAGGAAGUACAAGAAGAACCUGAAGGCUUUGUACGUGGUCCAUCCCACCAACUUUAUCCGGAUUGUGUGGAAUAUCUUCAAACCUCUGAUCAGCCGCAAGUUUGGGAAGAAGCUAAAGUACGUGAAUUACCUGGACGAGCUGCGAGAACACCUGAACUACGAGCAGCUCUUCAUUCCCGCAGACGUUCUCAGACACGAUGAGAAGCUGCGAGCGGCUCAGAGCGACGCCCCGCCCCCUGCAGCACGGACGCCCCCGCCUCGCCCCCCCCUGCCCACGCAGCAGUUUGGAGUCACCCUGCAUUACAUCAGGGAGCGGAGCGGCGGCGCCCUCAUCCCCCCGGUCAUGGCGCAGACCAUCGACUACCUGAAGCUGAAAGGUCUGAGGACUGAAGGCAUCUUCAGACGUUCGGUUCAGGUCCAGAUCAUCAAGGACGUCCAAAAACUCUACAACCAGGGGAAACCUGUGGACUUUGACGUCUACCAGAACGUCCACGUUCCCGCCGUCAUCCUCAAGUCCUUCCUCAGAGAGCUGCCAGAACCGCUGCUGACCUUCAGAGUCUACAAUCAGGUCCAGGAGAUCCUGGGUGUGGAAAGCAGCCUCAGAGUGUCCCGGUGCAAACAGGUGGUGGAGGGUCUGCCUGAGCACAACUUCACCGUUCUGAAGUUCCUGCUGGGUUUCCUGCACACGGUGACCCAGGAGAUUAUCUUCAACAAGAUGAGCGCCUCCAACCUGGCGUGCGUGUUCGGCGUGAACCUGGUGUGGCCGCGGCACGGCUCCAUCUCUCUGAGCGCGCUCACACCCAUCAACAUCUUUACGGAGAUCCUGAUCGAGCACUUCCCGGCCGUGUUCGGGUCCGAAGACGGCCGGGAAGUGCUCCGAACACGGCCCGGAUGAAACCAGGAGGUCCCACCCCCAAAGAAACGUCUCCUGUGCAGAAGCAGCUUUCAGUUUGCAUGAAAUGUUUUGGUAAUAAAGUUUGAAAAGCUAUGAA
This is a messenger RNA of Oryzias latipes (Japanese medaka), 1687 nucleotides long. RefSeq names its product rho GTPase-activating protein 8. NCBI's taxonomy places the organism in Eukaryota, Metazoa, Chordata, Actinopteri, Beloniformes, Adrianichthyidae. Gene Ontology annotation, biological process: small GTPase-mediated signal transduction; negative regulation of endocytic recycling. Gene Ontology annotation, molecular function: GTPase activator activity. Gene Ontology annotation, cellular component: cytoplasm. The record is from RefSeq and is a predicted model, not a curated record.